AUGGCCAAAAUUCGUCAGGAAACGGAAGCAGCUAUUCACGAGGUUAGUUUUAGGCUAGAUUUCAGGUCUUUCAGUACGUCUGUAUUCAGUUUUUCGUCUNACGGGUAUUUGCUCUCUGCUCCAUAGCUAGCGUGAGAAAGGCCAGGCACUUGAUUCCUGCAUGUGUAAAUUGAUUUCUCUGUGGAGGUGCCUCACGUCAUCAAAGCGCUUUUUCCUUCAAAUGUGGGAAGGGCGAGGAAAGCGCCCUGGGACCGAGGCUGGUUUCACGGCUUCUAGAAUAUCAAAAUUAUCUAGCGGAGUUGAAGGUACAGUGCACAAUGCAUUUAUGAAAUAAAGUUCAGCGCAUGUCGAGUACAAACUAUGGUCUGCGCGCUUCAAGGCUAAAGUCUCCUUUCAACAACAGGGCAGAAAGAAGAGGUCGGCAAAAAGAUUUGUGUGACAAACGUGACCGGGUUAUUACUUGAGGGUUUUGUCGUGAUCAUUCACUUAACUUUACGGUGUUCUGUGCUUUUCCAAAAAGAUCUGUUUAAAGGAAGAUGAAGUUUGGCCGGGCGGAAAAUCUUUUUGAACAUAGUUGUAACAAAAGGUUUUACCGUGUUCUUUCUUCUGCUGUCAUAUUGUUCACUAAUAUCACAGGCGUCCCAAGCUCACGGUACGAGUGUGUUAUGUAAAUUAACUUUCUCACAAGAGAGUCAGUGUCGCGUUACAAGCAACCGUUGAGAAUUUGUAUGAGAAAUAAAAUACUGAGGUCUGCGCACGCUAAAUAUCAUUAUUUUUACUUUUUUUCUAUAAAGUAAAUAAAGGAGACUUACCUAUGAUGUAUUCCUGUACUUUUUGGUGUGAAUUCAUCGAAUUAGUCGGGGUUUUUUUUUCACUCUUUUGUGGGAAAGUUAAUUUACAGAACACAUUCGUAACGUGAUAUUGGAACGCCUCUGCUGAUAUUAAAAAAAUUCUUAUUUGUGGUUUGAUGCAGUGUGAAGCUACAUUUGUCAACAAAAUGGCCAAAAUUCGUCAGGAAACGGAAGCAGCUAUUCACGAGGUUAGUUUUAGGCUAGAUUUCAGGUCUUUCAGUACGUCUGUAUUCAGUUUUUCGUCUGUUACUUGUACACUGUGCAGCAAAUAGUCUCUUUUUCCAGGCAAACGCACGGCUUAAUCAAGCAGAGAGGGACCGAGCCCAGGUACUACAUUUACAAAACACUUUCAGAUUAUCGUGGGUACCAGAUGAGGUAAGAAUAGACCUAUAGACUGUACUGAGAUAUUGGGGCUUAUAGAGGACAAAUACAAUAAACUGUUUACUUAAGGUGUUUCGAUACAGUUUUUCGAAAACCAUACCGAUAUCUUUCCAUCGCUUAAAAAGUGAUUUUAUCCUGGUCCGAUCGCUAUAAAAUGUUCACCACUGACUGACUUUGGAUUGAAGUUUUUCAAAAUGUAGCAUUAAGUAAAAUCGAUAUCACUAUGAAACAAUAAACUAAAAAACUUUCAAAUCGCAAUCUAGACCUGCUACUGAAAAUCCGACACCAGGAACUGGUUUUUGCCCUUCCUCGUCACACAAGACACGAAAAGAAUUUUACUACUUUUAAAUCCUUAGUUAAGACUCUUUUAAUAUAAAUCAGCCUAUAUGAUAUACAUUCAUAUGCGAAUUUGUCCGUUACAAGUAAUAAAAUUACUAUUAUUAUUAUUAUUAUUAUUACUCCCCGAGAAGUAAAAAAUUGUUUGUUUGAAUUCAAAUAAAACGUAAAUAUAUUUCGAACCUUAUUUUUUCAUAUUGUGCCGAUACAGCAAAGUUCCCACAUCUUUUCAAUCCCCGUAUUGUUGACUUGAUUGCUAUCACACGCCUGUUGAUUGGUUAGUCUUAACCACUUUUUAAUCCAGGUAUUUUUUUCGCAGCUUGUUAACUGUUGUUCAAACUACAAAUGUCGAGCGCCAUUCACUCAAGUAAGUUUUGUGUCUUUCACGCAAAAGUUGUUCCCAGAGCCUUUUCCUUUAGAAAAUGGGCGGGGGCCCUGGAAAGGAGGUUGCAUUUUCAUAGACAUUAUACCCAAUUUGUGCCGUAGAAGCUCAUAUUCUACGAUAUCUACCUUAUGUCAACUCAAUUGAUAAACCUAAUUUUCGAUCGAAAACGGACACCAGAAGUCCACAGAACAAAUUUCCUUUCCAAGAAAAGGGAAGUGUAGGCGCAAUCAGGGUUAUUCUAUGGACAUCAAACCUCUCAGGAUUAGAAAAUUAGAAAACGUGUGUUUGUUCUUUUGAUUGGUUUGGGUUCUAUUGGCUUAACACAGAUGCAUUUGGUGUUUGUUGUAGACUAGAAGACGCCAUCAUUGUCGAUGCUGCGGCCGCGUUUUCUGUCACAACUGCACAGAUCAGUCAGCUCCGUAAGUUCAACAUGUUUUACUGUAUUAUCAGUUGUAGGUGUCACAGUUUUUUGUCUCGUGGCCAGCUGAUCACUAGAGAGGAUAUCCUCUCUUGCUGAUUAACAGAAACUGACAGAGGCAAUCUUAAAAGAUAAGAAAUUUUAAGCCGUUGAAGUUUCAUCGUGAGCUCUAAGUUUUUAAACUUCCCAGUUUAUAGGAUAAGCAGCCUCCGCUGGCCGGACCACAAAUUCUGUGGCGGUCUUUCGUAAUUGAGUCACUGAGGGAAGAGACAUACAUUCCUUCCCAAGUGGGAAAAACUGUGUUACACUACAGGCUAACGAGCUCGUUUCCGGUGAAGAGAGUAAGAGAGGCGCUCAUCUCUUCACAUAGUCUUUUAGUGGACAAAUUAACAACGAGGACAUGUCUUCUUUUUCAGGAUUCCAGCGUUUGGCUACAAUCAGAAUGUCAGAGUUUGUAAUCCUUGCUUUGCUUUGCUUGAUGAAAUGUUUUGUGAAGAACCAAUUGCUUACACAGACCCCACGUGA
This is a messenger RNA of Porites evermanni, 2896 nucleotides long. Lineage: Eukaryota; Metazoa; Cnidaria; Anthozoa; Scleractinia; Poritidae. The record is from the annotation of a GenBank genome assembly.